AUGGGUCUCGUGGAUUUGCCGUUGUCGGGGGAUCAAGAUAUUUCGGAUCAUCGCCCGAUGUGGAUUAAAUGUAGGAAUAUCAUUUGGGGUCCAAAGUCUUUCGAGGUUUUUGAAUGUUGGUAUGAUCACCCCGAUUUUACGCCCUCUGUUCAACAUGACUGGAGCUCUUUUAUCGUGAAUGGUAGUGCGGCCCAUAUUCUUAACAGAAAUUUCCAAUUGCUUCGGGAGAGAUUGUGUUGGUGGAAUACAAAUGUAUUUGGUCGUGUAGAUCUUCAAAUUGAUGGCUACGCUGAUAGUUUGAAUAACGUUGAGUUGGCUUUCUCUGAGAAUGAUUUUGGUGUGACUUUGGAGGAUCUGGCAGUUAGGAGCAAUGUGCAGCAACAAUUCUGGGAAAAAUUGCACACUAAAGAGAGUAUGCUUCACCAAAAAACUUGA
Messenger RNA from Lathyrus sativus (Indian pea), 435 nucleotides. The record is from the annotation of a GenBank genome assembly. NCBI's taxonomy places the organism in Eukaryota, Viridiplantae, Streptophyta, Magnoliopsida, Fabales, Fabaceae.